AUGGAAAAUAUGCAUCUAAGGCGAGUUAGAACCAUGCCCCGCCACAGCCAGUCCCUGACCAUGGCGCCCUACUCCUCCGUGAGCCUAGUAGAGCAGCUGGAAGACAGGAUCCUCUGCCAUGAGAAAACGACUGCUGCCCUCGUGGAGCACGCCUUCCGCAUUAAAGAUGACAUUGUCAACAGUUUGCAGAAAAUGCAAAACAAGGGGGGAGGUGACCGCUUGGCCAGGCUUUUCUUGGAGGAGCACAUCAGAAACAUAACUGCCAUAGUGAAGCAACUUAACCGGGACAUUGAGGUACUCCAGGAGCAAAUCCGUGCCAGGGACAACAUUAGCUACGGAACUAAUUCUGCCUUAAAGACCCUGGAGAUGCGUCAGCUCUCUGGUUUGGGAGAUCUUCGAGGAAGAGUGGCAAGAUGUGACGCCAGCAUAGCAAGACUGUCCGCAGAGCACAAAACGACCUAUGAGGGGCUCCAGCACUUGAACAAAGAACAGCAAGCUGCUAAACUUAUCUUGGAAACGAAAAUCAAAGAUGCAGAGGGACAGAUUUCUCAGCUUUUGAACAGAGUUGACUUGUCAAUAUCAGAGCAGAGCACCAAACUGAAGAUGUCCCACAGAGAUAGUAACCAUCAGCUUCAGCUUUUGGAUACUAAAUUUAAAGGUACAGUUGAGGAACUCAGUAACCAGAUUUUAUCUGCACGGAGUUGGUUGCAGCAGGAACAAGAACGGAUAGAAAAAGAACUUUUACAGAAAAUUGAUCAGCUUUCUUUGAUUGUUAAGGAAAACAGUGGAGCCAGUGAAAGAGACAUGGAGAAGAAGCUCAGCCAGAUGUCAGCCAGACUUGACAAAAUAGAAGAGAGUCAAAAGAAGACUAUGGAAGGGCAGAGAAUGAAGCAAGAAGAGGAGAAGGUGCACGGGCGAAUCAGCAAGCUGGAGCUACAGAUGAGUGAGGACAUGAAGGAAAUGAAAGCAGAAGUUAAUGCGGGGUUUACAGCCAUCUAUGAAAGCAUAGGAUCCCUCAGGCAAGUUCUCGAGGCCAAGAUGAAGCUAGACAAGGACCAGCUACAGAAGCAAAUCCAACAGAUGCAGAAGCCAGAAGCUCCCAUGUGA
Cynocephalus volans (Philippine flying lemur) is the source of this 1107-nucleotide messenger RNA. RefSeq names its product family with sequence similarity 81 member A (gene FAM81A). The coding region runs from base 1 to 1107 and encodes 368 amino acids. The transcript is spliced from 8 exons. Lineage: Eukaryota; Metazoa; Chordata; Mammalia; Dermoptera; Cynocephalidae. The record is from RefSeq and is a predicted model, not a curated record.